Molecule: messenger RNA, 615 nt
Organism: Panonychus citri (citrus red mite)
Lineage: Eukaryota; Metazoa; Arthropoda; Arachnida; Trombidiformes; Tetranychidae
Product: NPC intracellular cholesterol transporter 2-like
Exons: 2
Coding region: 88-528 (146 amino acids)
Biological process (GO): sterol transport
Molecular function (GO): sterol binding
Source: RefSeq, a predicted model, not a curated record
AAUUAGGGUAUUUAGCCAUUGAUUGUAUCCAACAGUCAAGUUGUUAAUUUCAUCUAAAACAAUUAGUUUAAUUGUAGAAUUGUAAAAAUGAUUAAGACUUUGAUUCUUUGUGCUUUGGUAAGUUUCACCUUUGCUGGUGAUAUUGAAUUCCAAGAUUGUGGCGAUGAUUCAAAUCAGCCAACAUCUUUUUCUGUUUCCGGUUGUGAUGAGGCUCCUUGUUCAGUAGAAAGAGGAAAUACUUAUGAGUUUGCCUUCGGUUUCGAAUCUCCGAUUGCUGCUGAUUCCUUGCAAGUCGCAAUUAAGGCUCGAGUCUUCGGUGUUUGGAUUCCAUGGCCUGGUGCACCUCCAGUUAACUGUGGUACCGACAUUACCUGUCCCCUUGUAGCAGGUCAAGCUUAUACUCUUAAAUCAUCACUGACCAUUCCAGGAAUCGCUCCAUCCAUAUCGACCUCCGUUCAGUUCUGCCUUCAAAAUGCUGCCACAAGUGAAACUGUUUUCUGUAAUCGCUUUCCCGUUAAAGUAGUUUAAUUGUUGUCGAAAGUUUUUGCAACUCUGACAAUCAAUUUCUAACUAAAUUAACAGUCUAAUAAUAAAAAUCUAUUUCUAUUAAAUUAA